UGGAUGCGCCCACGUCGGCGGAUAUGACGGAUCUUGCGCUGUUCUAACUUCUAAAGUUCUAUAAAUUACCGAAGAUUUAUCGUCAUUCAUAUUUAUUAAUCAAGCAAACGCUGACCAUCAUCUCGUAUAUCUAACAUCAAUGGACCAAAGAAAUUUGGAUAACAUCAUUUUCAGUCACGGACAGUCGAUAAAUAGAGAUGGAACAUCCCCCGCUUUUCCCAGACUGGAGGGAGAUGGGAAAGAAAAUGCCACCAGCUCCAGUGAACCCGCUGGAAUAGCAACAGCGACUCCCCGCCUCACUCGUCCAGCCUUCUUUGACGGUAAAAAUCGCAACUCCACCGAUGUGGCCCUGGUGGAACGGAAUCGUCAGCGAGAUGUCAGGCCCCAAAGCCCAUCACCUCUCGGGGGCACUUCAGUCUUUGGAAAUGGACGGCAGGACGUCUGCGCCAAGCUGGAAGAAGCCAUCAAAGAAAAUGAAAAGUUGAAGGAACAAGUAUCAAAGUUGGAGGUCGAGAUGAGAGGAUUAAAGGAUGAGAAGGCAGAGAUGGUGUCAGAAGCGGCCGUUCAAAAUCAGGUCAAUAAAGACCUGAAAAAGCUUCUAGUUGCGUCAAUGGGGGCGGACCUACAGGCCCAGUUGGAGCACCUGUCUACUGAGCGCGCUCAGCUCGGCCAAGACCUGGAGAACACAAUCGCGACGCUAGCGGAGGAGCGCGAAACGCUGGAGAGAGUCAACAUCCAGUGUGAUGUGUGGAGGAGUAAAUUCCUAGGCAGCAGACUACAGGUGGAUGAAGCCGUUUCCUCACGCACCCGUCUAGACAUGGUUCUCCAAGAAGCCUGCUUUGCUCUCCGAAAGAUCCUGGAGGAACGAGACGAAAUCAGAUCGCACAUGAUGCACACCCAAAGGUUGCUCCACUACCUCUCCAAUGCCUUGCAGCGAUCUCACAGUCUCUCAGAAGAAGCCAAGACAUCAAGUAACGUCCUCACCUUGGCCUUACUCAACGAACAGGUGUCCUCCAUGAUCUCCAAGCACCUGCUGGGGGACGUGGGCCACUCGCAGCCCAAGACCACCUCACAGUUUGACUUUGUGGAGUGGACAUCCGCAGAAAUGCUUGCAAAAGAUAUUCUGUUAAACCGAGAACCAGCCCUGAAGCUUGAGCGAAUGCACACGUUACCAUCGUCAGCAUCAACCGCAUAUAUACCCCCAUCAUCUUCAUCAUUGCCAGCAGCAUCAGGACCUGUACCAAAGACUAACGUAGCACAGCGCUUCCAUCCACAGACCAAGUAUGAAAACCUGACCAUCAACUGCUGCAAAUACUGCACCGGAGACAUCAAACUUGUCUAACGUGCCAGUUUGGCCGUUCUUGUAUCUUGCCUUGAUGAAUACUGCACCAACACCCCUUCUCAGGGGUCACACGGGCAGGGUAUACAUAUCCUUCCUGCCAGAAACACUGGGGCGAACCCCUUCUCUUAGCGAUAAGCGUUACUGGGUUCUUUUAGGUGCGUUAGGCCUAAUACAACACACGGGACCUACGGCUUUGCGUCCCAUCCGAAGGACGAAGCAAGAAUGGUUAUGUGCCUUGCUUAAGGGCACAAGUGUCCACGCCUGGGCUCGAACCCACGUCACUGUUGCCUCUGAAACACCAGAACAUGAGUCCGGUGCUCUUAACCACUAGGCCAUGACACUCCACGUUAACCCCAACUCUCCUUGCACUUUCUUAAGAACCCUCCUGAGUCCUCCACUGUGCAGGAACCCAAUGGCACAUCUGUUUGUAAUUGAACUUCGAAGGGGAACACAUGUAUCGCUCACUCACUCACUCAGCCGUAACGACAGUGUUGGUCCGUCGCGCUGACCUCCUGUGCCCAUGUUAAAUAGCUUGCCUCAUGUGUAUUAAGUCUUGUGUAAUUUAAUAACAGCAGAGCUCUACCAUUUCUUAUUCCCGCAAGGUCCUCCAGGACCUGGUGGAUUCUGAAGGAUCUAAGAUGGCGAGGCUUGAGACAAUUUUAUUCACAAAGUGCCUUUAUCUUGCAAACUUCAAAUCCCCCCCCAAAUAAAAAAACCCAAAGUCCCUGAAAAACAAAGUUCCAAAUUCUCCCUGCAGUUUGGACACAUGAUUUGACUUUUUUUUUAACAAUGCUGUGCUCAUGUUCUAUCUAGAGCAAGCACGGUUUACCAGGCCCCUAUUACCAUGGCUCAGCUUACCGUUGGCGAAAAAUCCUUGCUUACUGUAGCAGAAA
Molecule: messenger RNA, 2235 nt
Organism: Patiria miniata (bat star)
Lineage: Eukaryota; Metazoa; Echinodermata; Asteroidea; Valvatida; Asterinidae
Product: golgin-45-like
Exons: 6
Coding region: 140-1342 (400 amino acids)
Biological process (GO): Golgi to plasma membrane protein transport; Golgi organization
Cellular component (GO): Golgi membrane
Source: RefSeq, a predicted model, not a curated record